Ctenopharyngodon idella (grass carp) is the source of this 960-nucleotide messenger RNA. It is a transcript of the gene rpl8, whose product is annotated as ribosomal protein L8. Gene Ontology annotation, cellular component: cytosolic large ribosomal subunit; ribosome. The record is from RefSeq and is a predicted model, not a curated record. The coding region runs from base 153 to 926 and encodes 257 amino acids. Gene Ontology annotation, biological process: cytoplasmic translation. The transcript has 6 exons. Gene Ontology annotation, molecular function: structural constituent of ribosome; RNA binding. Lineage: Eukaryota; Metazoa; Chordata; Actinopteri; Cypriniformes; Xenocyprididae.
UGCAGAUUGUUCCCUGUUCAGCCUCUAGAGGGCGGACCGCGUACUGAACACACAUCCGGGCACUUGACCCCCAGCUCCCCCCCAUUUCUCCGGAAGAAAAUCCUCAUCGCUCCCUUUUGCUUCCUCUUUCCGUCAACGGAGUUUAGGCCGCAAUGGGACGUGUGAUCAGGGGACAGAGAAAAGGUGCGGGCUCCGUCUUUAAAGCCCAUGUCAAGCACAGAAAAGGUGCUGCUAAACUCCGUCAUAUUGACUUUGCUGAACGCCAUGGCUACAUCAAGGGGAUUGUGAAGGACAUUAUUCAUGACCCCGGCCGUGGAGCUCCUCUUGCUAAGGUGGUGUUCCGUGACCCAUACCGCUUCAAGAAGAGGACAGAACUGUUCAUUGCAGCUGAAGGCAUCCACACUGGGCAGUUCAUCUACUGCGGCAAGAAAGCCCAGCUGAACAUUGGCAAUGUGCUGCCCGUUGGCACCAUGCCUGAGGGUACCAUUGUCUGCUGUCUGGAAGAGAAACCCGGAGACAGGGGCAAGCUCGCUCGUGCAUCUGGAAACUACGCCACAGUCAUCUCCCACAACCCUGAGACCAAGAAAUCCAGAGUCAAGCUUCCAUCUGGAUCCAAGAAGGUCAUCUCUUCUGCAAACAGAGCUGUUGUUGGUGUUGUUGCUGGUGGUGGUCGUAUUGACAAACCCAUCCUGAAGGCAGGACGUGCAUACCACAAGUACAAGGCCAAGAGGAACUGCUGGCCUCGUGUCCGUGGUGUGGCCAUGAAUCCUGUUGAGCAUCCCUUCGGUGGUGGUAACCAUCAGCAUAUUGGCAAGCCCUCAACAAUCAGGAGGGACGCGCCCGCUGGACGCAAGGUCGGUCUCAUCGCUGCCCGUCGUACUGGCAGACUGCGUGGAACAAAGACUGUCCAGGACAAAGAAAACUAAUGUGUAUCUUCAUAAUAAAAUGUGUCCCAACAAA